AUGGGUCGGUUUCUGCCACUAUAUUGCCGACGCAGUGACGGUAGACUUGAGGUAAUCGGCAAGGGUAGGCGCAAGGAGCGCAACGAGCCUGCGCCUGAGCAGCUUGACAUGACUCCCAACAAGCAGGGAGUCAGUGACUACUACCGUGAAGUUACCCCGGACGAUGCCAAAUCUCUCGACUGGCGAAGGAAGUUGGGUGGGAUGCUUGCACGAGAGCUUGAUUGGAAAGACAAGCCUGGUGGGUAUAGCGGGUACAUGCUAGUGGCCUUUCCGGAGAACUACCGACUCUACGAGCACAUCAAGAAGACCGAGAGGGACGGCAAGACCGAAAUCAAGAGCAAAACGCAUGCCGGUGGAGGCAAUGACCGCCAGGAUGCGUACCUCUACGGCCAUCCUGCGGGACGACGGAAACGCUUCAGAAGCCCGGGCGACUUCUUUCCGCACCUUCUUUGGCUGGUAACUGACGAAGAAGGCGACCCUGACAACUGCGGCUGCAAAAUCUGCUCACCGGAGGAUCUUGAGAAUAUCGUACCGGGUGCCAAGGUCAAGGUCGAAAAGUCGAUCAAGCAGGAGAUUGAAAGCAAGCCUGCACCUGCUCAAACUGCUGCGCCCUCUCAAAUGCCAGCACCGAAGCAAGAGUCAAAUAACACAGUGGCUCGACCACGCAAUACAUCCCAAGCCCUUACUCCGACAGUGCUUCCCAAGCCAAGGCAUCCCGACCAAGAUCGUGACCGGCUCUAUCGUAGUUUCAUGUAUCGGCCGGGCGAACUUGUGUGGUUCCAGCGAGGCAGUGCGUGGGCAUUAGGCAUCAUUAUCAGACGCUGGUUAGAGCUGGAUCAGUAUGUCUACGCUGUACGGCCACUUUCAUACCCCGGCGCAGAGCCAGCGGUUGUGACUAAGAGUUCAGAAUCUGGCUUUCGGCCGUGGCUGGCAUGGAGCGUACCAAAGUUCACGCACAGUGGCUUGAAUACUCUUCCUCAACCUUUUCACUACGAUACCGCUGACUGGCAAGGACUGAUGCAAAAGCGAUACGGGGACGGCGAGCUGGAAGUUGACGCAUCCAUUCUCGCUGCGAAGGCUAUCGAUGCUACAUAUACCCCAAUUGAGCCAGCGAGAACCGUCGAAGUUGAGCCCGGUGUCACCGAGACUUACUAUGACGGACUAUUCCUUGGUGCGGAGAAGGUUUGGUGCGGCGAUCCACUGCGUUUGACCAUCGGCUCAGGAACAGACAUUGUGGUUGUUCACUCCAUUUCUGAGCGGAAGCACGUCUCAGGCCCCUACACUCCACCAUUGUCCUUGACUGGAGACGUCUACACACUCUCUUCCGCACCGUACCGACAAGGUGAUCGCAACCCGAACAUACCUACCCCUGAAAAUACCGACAUCCCUUUCGCCCACCUACCACUUCGCCUUGUCGAAGAUCUACGCAAGCGCAACGGACGCUCUAUAGCUCUCAGGAAUACAGCUAGCUACUGGAAGCUAGUAGCGCCCCAAUCGAAGGUCGCACUGGACCAGAUCAAAGGUCGCUGGUACGAGGCUACCCUGCUUCUACCCAUCCUCGACCAGAACCGCUUCGACGAGAUGACUCGAAAAGGUGACAUCUCAGAGUCAUCGCUCUGGCUCAACUCAAGGCUAGACUGCCAGAAUACUCACGCUCCACAAACUUCUAACAGACAUAAGCAGAGUGUUCGCAAAGAAACACGCAAGGAGGCCAUUGGUAAAGCUGUGCCGCCGUACACUGAGAUACAGGACGGCGUUGAACCACCGGUUGCAAACAACGGUGAUGCGGCGUUGGACCGACAGGCCGGUGAUAGCAGCGGAACUAUGGAGAUUGAUGCUCGCUUCUCCACGGCGGACGAUGGCGGCGGCGGUGAGCCGGGCCAAGACGACACGGCCGGAGCUGAACUUGACGACCUUAUGAAUUUAGAUGCAGGAGAGAUGGCCGGGUUUGGGCAGGACUAUAUUACUAGUCAGACGACGCAGCGAUCUGGUUAUUUCUGA
Molecule: messenger RNA, 2001 nt
Organism: Baudoinia panamericana UAMH 10762
Lineage: Eukaryota; Fungi; Ascomycota; Dothideomycetes; Mycosphaerellales; Teratosphaeriaceae
Exons: 2
Coding region: 1-2001 (666 amino acids)
Biological process (GO): silent mating-type cassette heterochromatin formation
Cellular component (GO): SHREC complex; rDNA heterochromatin
Source: RefSeq, a predicted model, not a curated record